UGGUUGGAUUGCAUGGUGCAAGAGAAAGUGAGAUAGUUACAAGAGCUACCACUCAAUGGCCUGUAAUAAGCCAGGAAACCCUAAUACCUAAAAUAUCUCACUUGUGGGCUGCAACUCAACGACUCUGAUAUUAUUUUUAAAGCUUUUUUUCAUAACGGGAAUGGUAUAGGCGACAUAUUAUUGUUCACUCACUGUCACUGGUCCUAACGCGUACUGCUCAUCAACCCUUCACAACAACAACCGCCAAUAUUGUUGGCUAACUCAAGAAGAUAUAAUCCGUUACCUUCUCAAUUCCAUCGGCCUUUUUUGCCCCACUGCUGCUAAUCCCAUCAACUCCCUCGACAUCAUCGACACUCGGAAUAAGAUGGCCCUUCAUUAUGAUGACCCGGCCUCGUCUGCCUUACCUUUCAUUUCCCGGUCCCUCGAGAUUCAAGCUUCCGUUGCUAUAGUUGACAGUGACGGAAAGUUGGUCGGUGAAAUUUCGCCUUUCACGUUAAAUUAUUGCGAUGAGGAUGUAGCAGCUGCCAUUGCUACCCUUUCGGCUGGUGAUUUGUUGGCUUAUGUUGACUGCGGGGGGCCACCGGAGGAUUUAGUUCAGUUGGUGAAGAAAAGGUUGCAAGAGCGGAAUUUAGAGCAAGCUUUGGAAUUGGUAGAAGAAUAUUCGUCCGGAGCUUCGAUUUCAACAUCGUAUUCGUCUUCUUCUUCGGACGAUGAAUUUGGAAUGGGGAGGAGUGCGAGAUGGAUGGGGUACUCAGCGAGAGCGGUGAGGAGAUCGGAAGCAAUCGUGUCUUAUCCAUGGAGCUCGUCGGUGGCAGUGAUGAUUCAGGCGCUUACGCGUCGAGUAAGUUAUGUGUGGGUGGUCGACGACGACGGAACUUUAGCCGGCAUAUAUACUGUCCUCUAAAUGGAUAAAUGGCAGGAUUAAAUUUGGUUUAAACAAUUUAAAAAAGGACAUUGUCUAGGAGAUGCAGAAAAGUGGGGAACUUAAGGUUAGCUAAGAAAGGGACUCUGGAGGAUCGUCUGAGAAGUUUGAUUUGAUCGUCAUUUGUGAUGCUCUUCAUGAAGGGUUAACCCAGAUGCUCCACGAUGUGGUUUCAGCUCCAAAGUUGUCAACGGCCUAAGGGAGGCAGGUGUGAGUUUUGGGUGGUUGGAUAUUUUACUGAUGAUGAAGUCAGACAGGGCUUGGAAGUCAUUUCAAACUGGCUGACUAUUCCUCAACCUUAUUACAAAGGAAAGCUUGUUGGAGGUUGUGAUAUUAUGUUGGAGCUAAAAACAAUGAUGAGCCGAAUGCCAGAGUGUCUCAGUAGGGUGGUUCAAUCUGUUUAAGAUAAAUAUGGCUUCAAUUAUAGACUCCAGCCUUCCAAGUUAAAUAUGUGGCAAUUGACAUCACUUUAGAAAGUUUUUUUUCCCUGGUUUGGAUUUUUCUUCGAACUCCUAAUACCUGUGUUUUUGAGGGAUGAUCAAGUAGUAUUCCCUGUAACAGCACUACGUACGUGCAUCAUUUUAGGUUUGGGCUGUUGUUAACUUCCCUUAUUUUGAGUAGACUUUCCUGGAAUGCUUGUUUCAAAA
Molecule: messenger RNA, 1569 nt
Organism: Gossypium arboreum
Lineage: Eukaryota; Viridiplantae; Streptophyta; Magnoliopsida; Malvales; Malvaceae
Product: CBS domain-containing protein CBSX5-like
Exons: 2
Coding region: 365-904 (179 amino acids)
Source: RefSeq, a predicted model, not a curated record